UUCAGAGCGGUCAGUCUGGAGCCAUGUCACAACAGAUGGAAGACAGCCAUAGAAGAUUCCUUCAAAAUAUGAUGGUCAAUAGUAUUAUUGACGAACAAGGGGCGAGGAUGCUGUAUCAGCACUGCUGUGAAACACACAACAUGCAGCAUGUCCCUGAUAAAAUGGACAAAUUCAUUGAUACCAUCAACUCAAAGCUGCAGCCCAUAUUCAUGCAGAUAACAAAAGGAAUGUCUGAAGACAGUGGCGAGCAGCACUACGCUCUGGUCAAUAUGGCUGAGACUGAUGUCACUAGAAUGUCGUCAAAUUAUGCGGACAAUGAACUGGAGCUCUUCAGGAAAGCAGUGGACCUGAUCAUAGGCUCUGAAACUGGCACGGCUUCCUCCACGGACUUUCUGAAUAGCGCUGACACCAUGACGUCCAAAAAGCUGAAGAAGAGUGAGACAGAGCAUCUCUUCAACCAAUUCGUGCAUGACAAGUGGCUCUGUGAGAAACGGGGUGAAUACAACUUGUCCACCAGAUGUAUCAUUGAGAUGGAGUCGUACAUCCGCACAAUGUAUCAAGACCAGGUCAAAGUCUGCCACAUCUGUCACUACAUUGCUUUCCAGUGCCAAAUAUGUGAGAAUCCGAUAUGUGGCAUAAAACUACACAACCCAUGUGUGGCCAGAUAUUUCAAAGGAAGAUCAGAGCCACGGUGUCCAGCAUGUGAUGAAUUUUGGCCUCAUGAAAUCCCUGAAGUCAGACUGCCCAGCUCUCAGUCCAGAAGAUGAGGACUUCAGUACAAAGUGUGUUUUUUCUUUGUUAAAGUUGUUAAAUAUAAUUUUCACAAAAAAUUGU
Messenger RNA from Scomber scombrus (Atlantic mackerel), 834 nucleotides. RefSeq names its product non-structural maintenance of chromosomes element 1 homolog. Gene Ontology annotation, cellular component: nucleus; Smc5-Smc6 complex. NCBI's taxonomy places the organism in Eukaryota, Metazoa, Chordata, Actinopteri, Scombriformes, Scombridae. The transcript has 8 exons. The coding region runs from base 24 to 767 and encodes 247 amino acids. The record is from RefSeq and is a predicted model, not a curated record. Gene Ontology annotation, biological process: double-strand break repair via homologous recombination; DNA damage tolerance. Gene Ontology annotation, molecular function: ubiquitin-protein transferase activity.